Balearica regulorum gibbericeps (East African grey crowned-crane) is the source of this 1878-nucleotide messenger RNA. The record is from RefSeq and is a predicted model, not a curated record. NCBI's taxonomy places the organism in Eukaryota, Metazoa, Chordata, Aves, Gruiformes, Gruidae.
UUUCUCUAUGUUAAGAUCACAAGUUUAGAAACAGAGUUACUUGAAGUGCAGAAGAGCAAAACUGAGAUGAGUGGGGAAGAGCAGGCAUCAUCUGGAGCACAAGAGAUGCAAGAGAUGCUGGAAAGCUGUCAGGAAACGAUAGAAAAGUUGGGAAGUCAACUGGGAGAGCGGAGAGAGCGUAGAAAGCAACUUGCAUCAGAGCUUGAACUGUUACGAGAAGAUCUGAAGGCUGAGCAGAAGGGGUUGCCUGACUCCAAAUCAGAGUUUACAAGCCAUUGUAAUAACUUCCUGAGUCUCCAAAGAACAUCAGCAAGCAGGGAUCUCAUUAAUGUAUCCUACCAAAGAAAAUCAAAGUCGUGGUGUUUUCUGACCUUACAGGUCUCUGAGCUCCCAGAAGAAAGAGAAAAGAUUAAUAAACUUGAGCAGAAACAUGAAGAUCUAUGUACAGAUGAAAAGACAUAUGAAGAACAGAUGGCUAAAGUAGUAUUUUUGGAAGAACAGAUCAAAAACUUGAGGGAUGAACAAGAACUGCUCUGUUCUGAAUUACUAGAAAGCAACAAGAAGAGGGAGGAGCUAGAAAAGCAGCUAAAAGACAGCAAUGAAGAAAAACGGUUGUUACUGGAAGAAAUUGCCCAGCUAAAACAAGAUCUCCUGACUACCCGGGAGCAGGACGGCAGCAUGCUUGAAGAAACUUGGAGGAUGAAUCAAGGCAUGGUGCGUAGAGAGAACAGGUUUCUCGUGUCUCAGAGCUCUGCAGUCAGUUUAGAUGGGAGCGUUAAACAGAGUCUGUCUGAUGAGAGAUUCCAGCAGCAGGAGGAAAAAUUGCAGCAACUGCGGCAGGACUUGCGUCGCGUUCAGAACUUGUGCAGCUCAGCCGAGAGGGAGCUUAGAUACGAAAGGGAGAAGAACGUCGACUUACAAAAGCAAAAUCUCUUGCUCCAACAGGAAUGCACCAAGGUCAAAGCUGAGCUGAAGCAAGCCCGGGCAAAACUCUCGGACGCAACUGAAACAUGCUCCUCUCUCUCAGCACAGUGGGAAAAAAGCCAGCAGAAGGUCAAAGAACUCGAACAAGAGCUCUUGAAGUGCUCCCAGGCUGAUAAACUGCAGAGCAGUCUGCAAGAGAAACUUGCGCAGGAGAAAUCUAAAGUAUGCGAAGCACAAAAAAAGAUUUCAAAACUCCAGCAAAAGCUAAAAGAUUCACAACACCAACUCCUGCUGGCAGAGGCCCGUGUUUCAGACAAGAAACUCCUAGAGGAGGAAUUAAAGGAGGCCCGAGAAAAUGAAGCUCGUGUGCAGCAAGAACUUCACGAGGAGCAGCUGAAAAGGAAGCUCCUGGAGCAGCAGGUGGAGGAACUGCGGCAGCAGCUCCGGCAUUCGCGGGAGACGGAGGCGUCGCUGGCCAAGAUGCACGUGGAGCUGCAGGCCAAGACUCUGCAUGUCCUAGAAGAUGAAAGGAAAACUGACUCGAGCGAGCACCUCCAGUGUCAGAAGGAGAACCAGAAGCUUUCAGAGCAACUUUCACUGCUGAAGGAGGAAAACAAAGCCCUUUAUGAGGAAGGAGUCCGUCUCCUGAACCAGAAGGACCUGUAUGUCAGGAAAUACAACGAAAUGCAGCUCCGCCACAAAAACAAGAUGCGCAGGGCCAAGGAGACUUUUAUCCAUGAGGUGAAACAAAGGGAUGGCAGAAUUAAACAGCUUGAAAAUGAGCUCAGCGAGUCAAAGCUCCAAGUGGAAAAGGGGAAGGCGCUGAUUGCACAGAUCACUGCUGAGAAUGAGAAAUUACUCCAGGAAAGACGACGGCUCCUCCAGAAGAUAACUGACCAAGAGGAGACCCCUUGGAGCACCCGGUCUACGAUUGCCACCCUGCAGAGCAGGUAG